Leishmania braziliensis MHOM/BR/75/M2904 is the source of this 3195-nucleotide messenger RNA. The record is from the annotation of a RefSeq genome assembly. NCBI's taxonomy places the organism in Eukaryota, Euglenozoa, Kinetoplastea, Trypanosomatida, Trypanosomatidae.
GCCACCACCGCACGUGAGAUGACUGUGCUGUACGCUUCUCCCUCGUCGAUAGCCGCACCAUCAUCAGCUUGUGCAUGUGACCUCUUUUUCUUUCUUUCUUUUUCCUGGCGCCUCUUUAGCAUAACCACCGCUGUAACCUCCAGUGGGUUUAGCAGAAAGCGGCUUCGAAGUGGCGGAGCCGUUGGCCGAUACACACACACACACACGAGGCAGCUGCUCUGUGCGUUUGUUCGGGUGGGGCACUCCUUCCUCUGGUUCGCUCUAUUCGUUCGUAGUUCGUACUGUUACUUUGAGCAGGAGGUCUCUGGUGGUGUGAGUGUCGUCGAGCUUCCCCCAUCUACCGACCCACCUCUGCCUCGCCAUCGCUGGACUCAUCAUUGCUUAUUAUUUAGUGUGUUGCAGAACACCACUUCACCCUCUCCCAACUUGCGUACGCCGGCGGUGUACCAGGUCGGCUGGCAGCAUCGCGACAACGGAUGCGGGGGCGAAACGCCGCUGCCGCUGCUUUUCUUCUUGCCAGCAACUGGUGCCACCGGUAAGCGACUCAUUCAGUGGAACCGCAGCGUGUCGCAGUGCUUUUGCGGUACCAAAUGGUCUGAUGCGCGCGGUGUCUGGCCGCGGCGUUUUCUCCUGGGCUUUUCACUCUCGUUGUGCUCUUGCACGCUCUUCCAGUAUUGGGCCCAAGGCAUUCGGGUGGGGUUUUUCCCGAUUAAAAUUUCCAAGCCACCACCGUUCCUAGAGGGCGAGCUUACUCUAUUUUUUCCUCGUGGGCCACAGUAGGGGGCGUUAUGUGGCCUGUGUACAGAGGGCGUCGUCGUCCUCUGCCAUGCUACAACCGCCACAGCCAAAGUUGUGGCGGUGACCACAGCAGAGCAGAUGGUAUGCGUGAAAACAAUUAAGCAAUCCCGGUUGUUGGCGAGGACGUUGGAGUCUCUCAGCACUGUACGAGACUGUCUAGCACAACUCUACACCGUGGAUCUUCUGCAGCCUCACCGUACCGCCAUAGCUUCAGUGGAUGACAGGUGUUUUAGGGUGUGCAUGAAAAUGCAGAUGCUCUCCGGCGAGACAGAGGCAGCAGAUCUGAGCGAGUGCCACAGCGGGUUCGUGGCACAGCUGCAGAUGUCAGCGGCAGAACGGCAGAAAGUAGAGGUGCACGUUCAACAGCUCCCGUCGUAGCCACUCCACUUCACCGCGUCACGGAAACAUGAUGCGAAGGGUGGCGUCCAAGGUGGCAGUGACGACAAACAAUGCAACGUGCCCGCACACUUUACCACAGCAACCGUUCAAGGCAAGGAUCUGUACCUCGAUGGCCCACCACCAUCCAGCAUCGACGCUACCGAGAACCUUAGUGAGGUAGUGAUGCGUGUCGUCGAGGGCGCAGCUCAGACCACAGAGCCAUCGUCGCCGCCAAGUGACCUGCACUACCUGACCCACUUCCUUAAGGUACACUUUGGCUGCUUUGGCCGUCAACCACAAUCAGCUACAGGAGAUCUUGAACGGCAUCUCGCUGGCCAGGAGGUCGAGCCGCAUGUUUAUUCCGUCCCUCUUCGUCCCAGUGCUAAUGUUGUUGCGCUUGAAGUUGAGCCCCGAGUUUGUGUGGGGCUGGAAUGCGCCGCGCACAAAUGGCGACUACUGCGCUCUGCCUUACGCCCAGGCGCAGUUCGUACUGCAUCACCUGCGUAAUCGAGAUUGGUGUGAGGCACAGAACACGUCAGCUUUGCCGUAUGGACCUGCCGGUGCCGCUGAAAAUGAGAAAAGGACAUGAUAAACAUGUAUGGGGAUCCAUGCCUUGAGUUUCAGGCGAGGAUGGCGCAUUGGUGUACAGUGAGGAGGACUGGUUCUCCACAAGUUUUUCGGCAAAGGGAGGAGGUGAUACCGCGCACCUCAAGCACUGAGUCACCAGUGCCGUCACCGCUCAGGCUCGACAAGGCAAGAUUGCCUGACGUGAAGGAGCGUAACAGCUUCGCCGGCCCCACUCUGAGCGAGAAGAAAAUGCAGUGGGAAAGGAUGCAGAAGUUCACUGUCUCAUAUCUGCGUACCUGCAAGGAUGGUGGCGAGAGAAGCGAGCCAUCGAUAUCCUCACGGCGACAGCCACGCAUCAUUGUUAUUUCGAGUGUCACGGUGUUUCACCCGCGAGUACCUCUGACUGAAACCACCAGGUUGCUUGCCCUCCUGUGGCCGUCGCCGGCCCUCACCGCGGAGUUUGGCCGGUACUACCGACUCUACGCCUCACAUCCCCAUUGGCCCGUCAAUAAUGACCAGCAGUGGUCUUUUUCGGAGGUGCUGCAGCCAUGUCGAUUCACGAAUAUGUUUGGUCUGUGCGUGCACCAUCGCGAGGGGACGUGUCACAGGGAGGCCGAACACCCCAGUAACACCACCAUCUCUAUGUCUAAGGCGCACUAUCAGCUCAAACAGGGCAGGCGAAGGCAAUUUCGUGGCCGCUGGUCGACCCUGUACUACCGUGACGCGGCUGGCGAGCAGCUGCAAAUGAGAUGCGCAGUCGCUAUGAUACCUCUACCGUACCUACGCAGGAUGGCUCCGAUCACGGCAGAGGUGGAGCCAAGGGCGGUCGCCUUGCUUUGCGCAUCGGAAUCGUCCACAUACGCAGGUGCUGUGGAGCUACGUUACCUUUGGCGAACAGGUCGGCCAAAUUGACUCUCAGCGUCAAGCCGCGCUGCAGCAGCGGUACAACCCACUAGGGGGCAGCCGCGUGCCGCCAACGGAUACCCAUCCAUAUUUACCGCCUACUACGACCGACAGUCUCAUAAAGGCCUUUUCCAGACCUAUCGUGAAAUCCUGGCGAGAUGGAAGCAGCAAUCCACGGCCCUGCAGUACGCCAAUAGCCAAACCUCCCCCAACGGAACUGGCAUAGGGUGGACAAGCGCCAGUCCUACUGAGAUGUAGUACUCCAUUGCAGAGGAGGCACUUGCCUUGGCGUUUGACUUCUUUAUGCUCGUUAAAAUGGCCGUGUUCCGCGGCAACGUCAUUUUCCCCGUGCCGAUCAACGUCUACCUGCGCCGCUGGGGCAGAGAGCUGCAGUGUUACCGCAUCCUCGUUGGGUACUGCGAGAUGUUGUACAAGGGCUACAUGCGAGCUGCUCGAUCCAGCCUCGAGCCUUUACCUUCCUUCUCCCCCGCCCCUCCCCCUCCCUUUCACUCCUGGUCACUGGUUGGAAUCGUUUUUCACCAGCAUUAA